CUUGUCGCAACUGACAUCCACGCGCGUUUGUCUGCUAGUCUCGUCAAAUGAAUGCCCCUAAUCCUCUCUCUGGCAGCUCCAGGUAGCCCAAACCGCCUUGGCCGCCGUGCAACGCACCUGGCAAUUCACCUGCCCCCUCGGCUUCCUGUGGUCCGCCAUCAGCAGCACCGUCUGUUAGCGCUCGCGAUACACCCACCAUGGACCCGAACGCUCUCCCUACCGUCGAAUCAACCUUCACCAUCUUGGACGUACGGUAGUCUUCCCGCUCGUCGCUAUGAGCAUCCGCACGCCUUUCGAAGGAAUCACUCUGCCCAGAGGCCUGGCGAUGCAUUUACAUCCGAUCUAACUACAAACCGGCUCAAAGCAGCAGAGGUCAAAGAUCAAAGAGGACACCCUGUUCAGACGCCUGAGGAUGAGGACUUUCCCGAGAGUUUCCUUGAUGCAUUCAUAUUCAGUCUAAGUAGAGACGAGAGCUUGAACACUGGGCAAUUAUGGGAACACAAGAUCGACGUCGCAAAGGACGACGUCCCAUUUCGCGCCCAGCUUAGCCGCACAGCAAGAAAGGCUAUGCGUCCGAGCCGGCCCGCGCAGGUCCUAGCAUCGAUACAAGGCUCUGCUAGAGACCUGUACAUGAUCGCUCCGCCUGGAAAGGUCGACUUGUCUUAUAGAAGACCCCGUCCUCACGAUACAGGCGACAUCAAGCGACCUUCCCCAAAACCACUUUGGUCAACAGACAAUGCAGACCUGCUUCCUGAACCUGUGUCGCUUUACUCUAUUCUCGCUCGUUUUUUAAGACAUGAUACCGCAUCGCCUUCUGCCGAGUCUGAGUUCAAAUUUACUCAGUUGGAGCUCCAUCUGCUACACUCUAAAGGCUAUUCUCCAGACAGUAUAUCGAAAUGGGCGUCCACUCUUGUAGAAUCCAGAUGUCGGGUAGCUGUAGAGACGUUCAAACCUGGUGCCGAAGUACCGCCCUUGUUUUUGCUCCUGCUGUACCUGCGCCGCAAACAUGUACGGGCGUUCGCUUUAGACGUAAUCAUGAGACACGUUGGAUACAGAUCGCGGAUAGAGCCGAUCACCUGGGCAGCUCUUAAACUUAUUGUUAUUCGUUUGCUCCGCCAUGCACGCGAGCUUUGGCCAGAGUCGGUACCGUGGAUUGCCACGCUCUUUGCUACCGAAGCAGCCCGAUUACAUGACGACGAAGAUGGCUCCAAGCCUUUAUCGCCCAGUAUGCUUUCAGAUGUUACACAAUUCUGUAACAACCUUCUGUUGCUUCUCUCUCUGCCAGCGGACAACCAACCGAUAAUCUCCUCAAUGUACCAAGAAAAGGCACAAUUUCAGGUUCUACAGUACAUGGCUAGUCGCUCGCCCGCGAUAUCAGUCUCCAGACUAGGAUUUCGAUCUGUGACCAGGAACCAGCUUGCUCAUGCCAAGACCCCUUCAGAACAGGAAUGGGCAGAGCUUAAAGGUCCUUCUUGGCCUCCCUGGAAAGAGAAUCGCACUGCAAUGGAUGAAGAUAAGGGUUAUGAAUUCGGUGCCUCCAGAGCCUCGAAGAUUAUGCAUCGCAUGUAUGAGGCUGGCUACGGUGGCCGCAUUUGGGAAGAGAUGGCCGAGGUGUAUGCUGGUUGGGACACCGACUACAGUCCGACAAUCCAGACUCGUACAUCAGUACCUAGCUUCUCCACGCAGUAUAAAGAUAGAGCUCAUCUACGCUCUCUGCUAUGGGCUGGCCGUAUACGAACAACCAGAACGCGACGAGAAGCCUGGGCGUGCUUUCUCGCACAUGAAAUGACCGGGGUCGCUGAUCAGCAAGAAAUCUAUAUCGCUAUGUUCGAAAAGCUGUACUAUCCUACGCUUUCGACGUCACCGGAUCGUGCAUCUUCAUUGGAUUUGGAAGAGGAGUUCGAGCAGCCAACAGCCGAUAUGUUGCCUGGGGACAUGAAGGAAGUCAUCCCAGAUCCAACGUCUCCCCUGCAUUACGUAUUUUUAAACGAGCCUGUCCCCACCUACAAGCAACUAUAUCAUCGCAUGUACACAAGGCACUUGAGUCCCUCGAAUCGCCUACUUGCGUUCUUAUUGGAGACAUGCCCAGACUUCAAUAUGGCACUGGACAUAUUAGACACGACCCAACAUGAUGGCAUAAACCAUCUCUUUUUAGGCAAGCACGACAACAAUAGCUUGAUUCAAGCGACACCCGGCUAUCUUUUCAAGGCCUUCAUUCAUUUUCUAUGUCGUUUUGGCAGUAUCGAUCGGCCGCCUAUCAGAGAGCCCACUCUUGUAGCGCCCGAACAACACGCUCACUUACUCAGGUCUGACAGACAAUACCUCUUAGAAUAUGCUCAUGCACUUCUUUCGCACUACAAGCCAAAAUAUCGUCCGGCUUGGACUGUCUACGUGGACAAAAUGGUGCAGCACAAGACAAGCAUGAUGGCGGGAAACUCGAUCCGAUAUAACAUUGUCUGCAAAGUAUUUGAGCAUAUGGAGGACAUUGACCUCGAUAUUGACGAUGGACUUUUCCGCCUAAUGUGCACGGCGACACAGUACGCUGCUCAAACCGCCAACCACUGGUCCACAUCCACCGAGGACGCGCGCAACAUCUUCCUCACCGGCUCCUCCCGCCUCCGCAUCCUCUUCCGCGGUUUAGUUGGUGCGAAUACAGAUGUGCAGUCCACCAACCCAAUACGAGAUAGCUACGACACUAUUCCACCGCACAUCCCCGGCCCCGCAGAGCUUCACGCAUACGUCCGCGCGCUAGGCACCCUCCACGACUAUGAGGGCCUCUAUUCCUUCUCUACCUGGCUCAUGAAGCAUCAUGUCGAGGUCAGGCAACGUGCUGAAGCCCGGUACUCGGGCAGUCGGUUGCUCUUUAGAACGCUUGUAGCUUUGCGAGCAGCUGUUGAUGGAGUAUUUGAAAUCGGACCCAGUCAGGGCAUGGGCGGAUCGGCGGAAAUUGCGCAACUCAUCAAGGCACAGAUUGGCAGCAUCGAAGGGUGGGGUGGAUGGCCGGCGCAGGAAUAUGUCGAUAUUUAUAUCAAAGGACAAUUAAAGGCCGAUAUGCCGGGGGUUGGUGGACAAUAGAAAGUUAUUUUACAUUGGAGGUGGCGCUCUGCACUUUUAUUUUUAUCUUUGAUACCCUGUAGACUGGAGAAGUAAGCAAUGUAUAAUAGACUAAAACAAUUGCAAUAUUAUGUACAUCCACCUAUAUUCUGUG
Messenger RNA from Cucurbitaria berberidis CBS 394.84, 3208 nucleotides. RefSeq lists its product as uncharacterized. Bases 52 to 3075 code for a protein of 1007 amino acids. Lineage: Eukaryota; Fungi; Ascomycota; Dothideomycetes; Pleosporales; Cucurbitariaceae. The record is from RefSeq and is a predicted model, not a curated record. The transcript is spliced from 2 exons.